Spirodela intermedia is the source of this 4218-nucleotide messenger RNA. Lineage: Eukaryota; Viridiplantae; Streptophyta; Magnoliopsida; Alismatales; Araceae. The record is from the annotation of a GenBank genome assembly.
AUGGCUGCCCCUCCGGCCAAGGCCCGGACGGACUACGAUUACCUCGUAAAGCUUCUUCUCAUCGGCGAUAGCGGUAAGUGAUUCACUUCUGCCGGAUGUUUUCUGCUUCAAUCAUUUUUAUUUUUUUUUCCUCUCCCAGAAGAUUUUCUCGGUCCGGGUUUGCGAUGUGUUCUUGCUCAUUUCUAUGCCAUAUUUGGAAAUUGGGUCGAUGCCGAGAUCUCGCGGAUUAUGCUCCGUUUUUCUAGCUUCACGCCAGAUAGAAUCAGAGAAUGUCUGAUGUAGUCCCUCAUGGUAACUUCUCCGUGUUCUUGGAUAAUGGGGGCGGAUUCUAUCUGGCGUACUCCGUCUUAUGAUGUCGCCAUUAUCUGCUUUCCUUUCUGAUAAAAUGUCUGCUUAAAUAGAAAUUCGUUACCAUACUAUUUCCCCUGUAUCAUUCUAUGGUCGGAGGUUCUAGGAGAAUUAAUUAUUCUCUUGUGGAUUGAAGGGGUAAAUUCAAGGAUUCCAUCGAUCAAUUUAAUGCCACUCCGUUUCAGAUCAACUUUCACUCACCUUUCAUAUCUUGCUGUUAAAGGCCUUUGUAUAGCUAAACCAAGAUAGUUUAAUGUUUUAGUUAGUUUCCAAUCUAGGCAUCUAUGCACACCAAUCUUGUUAAGGGAGUACGCUAGAUGGAUUAUGUCAUUUUAAUCUCUCGAGUUUUUUUCUGGAUUAUCUUUCAAUGUGUGGAAAAUAUUUCAUUUCUUAUAUUUUCUUGUGACCCUAGUAUUUUUAUGCAUUGAUAACUUGUAGUAUUUCAUUGCAGACAUUCAUUUUUGUUACACCUUGCUUACACCAAAUGUCUUUCCUCUCUGGAAUAAAAAAGUUGUCCAACCCAUCAACUGUUCACUCGGUGCUUCCAUUGACUUGAUGUGAUAUUCGUUCGUUUUUUUUUCAUGAGACUAGUUUGAUCACUGAAAUUAGUUCGAGUUGAAAAUUUCACCUUCAUCGUGUUAGUGCCCAUCUUGAAGAAGAAACAAGCAACUGGUUCUUUGCUCUACAGGACGUGGAUGCUUUUCAUAUUUUUCGUUUGAAGUUUUUUGUUGUGAAUUGAAUAAACGGUAGUUGCUUGCCAAUAAUGUAUACGCCAAAACUUUCAAGUAUGUCUAGAUGCAUAUCAUUGUCUACAAAUUUCUCAUCCCAACCCCAUCAUAAGCGAACGGCUACUCCACAAUCAUACAAAUAUGAAAAAUAUAUAUGAAAAUUUAGAGUACUUAAAAGACAUGAGGACCACCGUGGGUGGAAGAAUCAUGGAUUAUGCUUGAAAUUGAUGUGAAGAAAAAAAAAAUCGCCUUAUGAUUCCGUCAUAGAGGCUGGAUGGUUUUUGUAAUUCUUGCUGUAAUCCAUGAUUGAGAUGUGGUGUCAUAUGAGUUUUUAUAAAAAUUGAGGUAGGGUAUGAUACUGUGUCAGGUUCAAAAUGGGUUCAGGUUUGGAAAUGUUUCGCUGAGACCGGGAAAUGGAAUUCCCCUUCCAACCUGUGUACCUCUUGCUGUAAGUCACGUGACGAGAGGGCCUAUGUACGGUAGUUGUCUUCCAAAUUUUCAGAAUUGGGCUUAGAUUUCUGAAGAUUAUGAGGUUGAGCUCUGGUGUCAUAUGGAUUUUUAUGAAAAUUGAGGUAGGGUAUGAUACUGUGUCAGAUUCAAAAUGGGUUUAGGUUUGGAUUUGCUGUGAACCUCAUCGCACAUUGAAAUAUCACAUAUGUCACAGCCUUGCCUAUGCUCGUGGAGGGAGCUGGGAGUGCUUGAUUUUGGAUAAGAUGUGGUCCACCUGUUGUCAGCACUGCUGAAAUGGAAAAAUUCUAAUGAAAGAAAUGAAAUUGACAAAGGAGGUAGAGGAGAAAUGGGACGAGAAUAAUGUGUGAAUGAUAAGGAGAGAAAAACGUUCAGGUUUUGACUAAUGCAUUUGUACCAAUCGAAGUAUUAGUAGCCACAGCCAUAGUCUGCAGCGAUUUAAGGAGACAGAAAUGACGGCAAUAGCACCAGAAUCGUUAUAACGGAUUGGUGGGCAGCUGCAUCGAUGUUGGGAACAAAGCUUUCUCAAGCUCUCGUCUUCCUCUUUUACUUUUGUCCUUUUUUUUUCUUCUCCUUUAUCUCGCAGUUUUGAUUAAUUUAUCCAUAAAUCCUACUGAAUGUGGGACAUUCUACGCCAACAAUUCAUAACUUUUCUUCUCUGUUUUCUAUUUCAUUUUAUGUUAAUAUGGGAAUCAGAGCUAAUUAGACGUAGUAAAUUUCAAUUUAUUUGUUCAUUUUGAUAGUUACCAUGCACCAUGUCGCCUAGGUUUCCUGGGCAUGUUCUCUGCAUUUUCCUUUCUUUUACUUUGCUUUUUUAUCUUAGUUUGAACAGUUGGAUAUUUGUUCUAUAUCUUCCGUACAGGUGGCUGCUUUCUCAUUUAUUUGAUUAUUUUCUGUUGCAAUGUGUUCAUCCAGCACAUUUACUGCGAACUGUUUAAAAAAUUCUAAAGGUGACGUAUUGCCACAGGGUUGAAUAAACUAUUUUGGAUUUGAAAGAGAGAAUGGCGUUUUAUUUUUCGUUAAUAUGCAUAUAGGUUCCUGCUCUCUCCCAUCCUAUUUUGAAUGCCUCAGAUUUAUUUUCUGGUUAUUGUGUUCUUGAUUUCUUUAUCAUUAUAUGGUUGCUGAUUAGUGACUAGGCAAAUAUAGAUAAAUUUAUUUUCUCACUAUGUUUGAAGACAUCGAGCAACUAUUGUUUCCAUUUUUUUCAGAGCUCUAACAGCCAGUUCUUUGUUUCAGGCGUGGGUAAAAGUUGCCUUCUUUUGCGUUUCUCCGAUGGAUCCUUCACCACCAGUUUCAUCACCACAAUCGGGUGUGUUUUCAUGCAUAAGUAUUUUGUUAUAGGUUUUCACUUAAUGUCUUGGCAUUAACUUGCUUAACUUGUCCACCGUUUAUACUAAAUUUUAAUGUCACCCACGUUUUUUUGCAGCAUCGAUUUCAAGAUAAGAACCAUCGAGUUGGAUGGGAAGAGGAUCAAACUGCAGAUUUGGGACACAGCUGGUCAGGAACGAUUUAGAACAAUCACAACAGGUUGUUUCACUUAAUCUUUUUUCCUUGUCCCUUCUUCUAUCUACUCUUUUCCAUCUUUUCUCCAUUACUCGUCACUGAUUAAUGCUGAAAUUUAGUAGGAUCUCGAGUCCGGGUACUUCAAACGACACUAGUCUUAUGAUCAUCCUUUCUAUGAGCUAUUCCUGGGGCAUUGGUUCAUAAUCUGAUGAGCCAGCUACCCAGUGUUUUGAAUGAUUGUUUGUCAGCCAACCGGCAGCCCUUUCCUUAGAUUGUCCGGUCCAUCCACCCAGUCCAAUCCUACCUUGGCUUGAAAGGCAUCUCAUUCUUUUUGUUGAUUCAUCUCUUCUUCUUCUUCUUCUUCUUCUCCUCUGCAGCUUACUACCGCGGAGCGAUGGGUAUUCUUCUGGUCUACGACGUCACCGACGAGUCUUCCUUCAACAGUAUCCACCUCCUCCCGUCUUCAGUCUCCUCUCUUGCUGUUUCCUCCAGCUGCCAUCUUGCUGAAGAAUCCUCCGGUUAUCUGCAGACAUCCGGAACUGGAUCAGGAACAUCGAGCAGCACGCCUCGGACAACGUCAACAAGAUAUUGGUCGGCAACAAAGCUGACAUGGACGAGAGCAAGAGGGUACCCUCCAAAUUUCUUUCCUUUUGAGGGAAUUUCUGAUUUUCCGGCCCAUUAUUUCUUUAUUUCUUUUUUUUUAAACUCAAAUCAAACCUCUCCAGGCCGUGCCGACCUCCAGGGGACAAGCACUUGCCGAUGAGUAUGGCAUCAAGUUCUUCGAGACUGUGAGAACCGAGCCCACCACUCUUCUAUCUGGCUCUUCGUUUCGCUCUUUCUCUCUCUCUCCCUCUAGAUUCUAAGAUUUAGCUUGACCUCUGCAGAGUGCAAAGACAAAUCUCAACGUGGAGCAGGUCUUCUUCUCGAUGGCAAGGGACGUAAAGCAGAGGCUCUCAGAAAACGACUCAAAGCCUGAGGUGGGUCAAAACCCACCCACUCACCCCCCCUCCCGUAUGAUUAUUGUUGAAUUAUGAAUUAUCUAAGAUCUAUGUAUUAAUAUAUAUUUUUAAAUAUUAUGCUGCAGGAUCGGACGAUCAAGAUUGGGAAGGCCGAUCAGGCAGGCGUAGAGGGUGGUGGGGCCCUCCAGAAGUCCACCUGCUGCAGUUAUUAA